Molecule: messenger RNA, 5520 nt
Organism: Xyrauchen texanus (razorback sucker)
Lineage: Eukaryota; Metazoa; Chordata; Actinopteri; Cypriniformes; Catostomidae
Gene: myo1ea
Product: myosin IEa
Exons: 29
Coding region: 249-3602 (1117 amino acids)
Biological process (GO): vesicle transport along actin filament; actin filament organization
Cellular component (GO): plasma membrane; actin cytoskeleton; myosin complex
Molecular function (GO): actin filament binding; ATP binding; microfilament motor activity
Source: RefSeq, a predicted model, not a curated record
GCCACAAAGUUUAACUUUCUAGAGCAGCCGCUCAUUGCAGUACAGUGCGCUCUGAGAGUACCCGGUGCGGUAUACAGUAGAAUGAAGCGGCGACACUGGUCCUGAGGAGACAUUUGACAUCCGCAGAGAAAAAGGAGAUCGUGGCAUCACCCUGAUACUUCCACAAAGGUUUCUUUUAUUUUAAUAGAUAGUUGCAAAACGGAUUAUAAAAAAAACAUCAGCUGCGGUCUGAUAAAGGAAUAAUAAAUAUGGGGAGCCGGGGACACUACCGGUACCACUGGCAAAGCCACAAUGUCAAGCAGAGCGGUGUGGAUGACAUGGUGCUACUCAGCAAGAUCAAUGAGGACGCCAUCGUGGACAAUCUCAAGAAGAGAUACAUGGAUGACUUUAUUUUUACAUACAUUGGUCCUGUCCUCAUCUCUGUAAACCCUUUCAAGCAAAUGCCUUACUUUGGGGACAAAGAAAUCGAGAUGUACCAAGGCGCAGCUCAAUAUGAGAACCCUCCUCAUAUCUAUGCACUAGCUGAUAACAUGUACAGAAACAUGAUGAUUGAUCGUGAGAAUCAAUGUGUCAUCAUCAGUGGUGAGAGUGGAGCAGGAAAAACGGUAGCAGCAAAGUACAUCAUGAGCUACAUUUCCAAAGUUUCAGGUGGAGGUCCCAGAGUACAGCAUGUCAAAGACAUCAUUCUGCAGUCCAAUCCUCUGCUGGAGGCCUUUGGAAAUGCUAAGACAGUGAGGAACAACAACUCCAGUCGAUUUGGGAAAUACUUUGAGAUUCAGUUCAGUUCCGGUGGUGAGCCAGAUGGUGGGAAAAUCUCCAACUUCCUUUUGGAAAAAUCACGGGUUGUGAUGCGGAAUCCUGGAGAGAGGAGUUUCCACAUCUUCUACCAGUUAAUAGAGGGAGCAAGUGCAGACCAGAAAAGCAGUUUGGGCAUCACCAACCUGGAUUACUACACUUACCUCAACCAAUCAGGUUCCUACAAGGUUGACGAUAUUAAUGACAAGCAUGAUUUCCAGGAAACUAUGCAUGCCAUGGAUGUGAUUGGUAUCUCAGGGAUAGAUCGCACCAUGGUGCUGCAGAUUGUGGCAGGAAUUCUUCACCUUGGGAACAUUGCCUUCAGGGAAGCCGGGAAUUAUGCUGCUGUAGAAAAUGAUGAGUUUCUUGCAUUUCCUUCCUUUCUGUUGGGCAUCGAUCAGCUGCGCCUGAAAGAAAAACUCACUAGCCGUAAAAUGGAUGGCAAGUGGGGAGGGAAAUCAGAGUCCAUUGACGUGACGUUGAAUGUGGAACAGGCGUGUUUCACACGAGAUGCUCUCUCUAAAGCUUUGCACUCUCGAGUUUUUGACUACCUGGUAGAGUCAAUCAAUAAAGCCAUGGUGAAGGACCAUCAAGAGCUAAACGUUGGUGUAUUGGAUAUCUAUGGCUUUGAGAUUUUUCAGAAAAAUGGAUUUGAACAGUUCUGUAUCAACUUUGUGAAUGAAAAACUGCAGCAGAUUUUCAUUGAGUUGACUCUUAAAGCCGAGCAGGAGGAGUAUGUACAGGAAGGAAUCCGCUGGACUCCCAUAGAGUACUUCAACAACAAGAUUGUCUGUGACCUCAUUGAGAGCAAAAUUAAUCCUCCAGGCAUCAUGAGCAUACUGGACGAUGUGUGUGCCACAAUGCAUGCGAAGGGUGAAGGCGCAGACCAGACCAUGCUGCAGAAGCUUAGAAUGCAGAUCAACAACCACGAGCACUUUAACAGCUGGAACCAGGGCUUCAUCAUCCACCAUUAUGCCGGCAAGGUGUCCUAUGAUGCAGAGGGCUUCUGUGAGAGGAACAGGGAUGUGCUGUUCACUGACCUGAUCGUACUGAUGCAGAGCAGUGAAAUACCUUUCAUCCGUGCCCUGUUCUUGGAAAACCUCAAUGCUGAGAAGAAAGGCAGACCCACUACUGUAGGGAGUAAAAUCAAGAAACAAGCCAACGAUCUGGUGAGCACUUUGAUGAAGUGUACACCACACUACAUCCGCUGUAUCAAACCCAAUGAGACAAAGAAGCCCAAAGACUGGGAGGAGAGCAGAGUAAAGCACCAGGUGGAAUAUCUUGGUCUGAAAGAGAAUAUUAGGGUGAGGCGUGCAGGCUAUGCAUACAGAAGAUUCUUCCACAAGUUCUUGAACAGGUACGCUAUUCUGACAAAGGAGUCGUGGCCGACGUGGCACGGGGAUGAGAAGCAGGGUGUGCUUCACCUCCUGCACUCUGUAAACAUGGACCAGGACCAGUAUCAGCUUGGACACACCAAAGUUUUCAUCAAAGCCCCAGAGUCGCUCUUCCUGCUGGAGGAGACGAGAGAGCGUAAAUUCGAUGGUUAUGCCAGAACCAUUCAGACAGCAUGGCGAAAAUAUUGUGCCCGCAAAAGAUAUGUUCAAAUGAGAGAGGAGGCCUCUGAUCUACUGCUGAACAGGAAGGAGAGGAGAAGACACAGCCUGAACAGAAACUUUGUGGGUGAUUAUAUUGGUAUGGAUGACCGUCCCGAGCUUAGGCAGUUUUUGGGCAAGAGGGAGAAGAUUGAUUUUGCGGAUAAAGUCACCAAAUAUGACAGACGAUAUAAGAGCAUUAAGAGAGACCUGAUCCUCACCCCAAAAUCAGUCUACCUGAUUGGAAGAGAAAAGGUGAAACAGGGGCCGGAGAAGGGACAGGUGAAAGAGGUCCUAAAGCGUAAAAUUGAUGUUGAGAAGAUUCUAGCUGUUUCUUUCAGCACAAUGCAGGACGACUUCAUGAUCCUACAUGAGGAGGAGUAUGACAGCCUGCUGGAGUGUGUGUUUAAGACGGAGUUCAUCAGUUUACUAGCACGCAGAUAUGAAAAGAGAACACAGAGAAAACUACUGCUCAAAUUUAGCAACACGCUGGAAAUUAAGCUGAAGAAAGAAGGAUGGGGACCCUGGAAUGCAGGAGGAUCCAGACAGGUGCAGUUCAUCCAGGGACAAGGGGAUGUAGCUGUGCUGCGACCCUCAAACAAAAUACUGCAGGUCAGCAUUGGACCGGGUCUUCCCAAGAACUCACGUCCUACUAAGAAGAGCAACACUCAAAACCGCUCCAACAUGUCCAGAGCGCACCAACACGCCCCAACACGCAUCGCACCUGGUCCUCCAGUUGCUCACCAGAAUGGAGGGCUUAAGAAUGCCAAUCAAAGGAACUCGCAACCUCAAAGCAAUCAGAGGCCGACAUCAGGAAACACAGCCCGCCCAUUCCUGCCUACUAAUGUCAGUCAGCCCAAGGACAGGGGCAGCAGGCAUGCGCCCCAGCAACCUAACCUAGAUUUCCUUAAAGUACCCGACCAAGGGGCUGCAGGCAGAAAUCACCAAGCAUCUGGAAAUGGAGGAAUGGCCCACAGACAGUCCACCAGCAGGCCUGCUCCAGGAGGUGGCCGGCCCAAACCUGCCCCCAAGCCCAAGCCCCAGGUACCUCAGUGUAAGGCUCUCUAUGCCUAUGAUGCUCAAGAUACAGAUGAGCUCAGUUUCAACGCAGAUGACAUCAUUGAUAUCGUUAAGGAAGAUGCCUCUGGAUGGUGGACAGGGAGACUGAGAGGUAAACAAGGCCUUUUUCCAAACAACUACGUGAACAAAAUCUAACCUCUUCUAUAGAUGAUGAGGGGACCAGACUAUUUGAACCUCAGCAGACUCAUUAAAGGAGGACAAAUAAAGGAAGGAAAUUGAGAAAAUUUUAAAUUGAGAAGAUGAAGGACAGAGGUGUGCCAUGGCUGUCGUUGAAUCCCCAUAAACUCUGCAUUAUGUUACCAUGGACACUUUAAUAAGGUCUGACGGGCAGUGCUCUGAAGAGCAGGCCACUAAACUUUUCUCCAGGGUGCUAAUACUGAGCUGUCCCUGUGGGCACUGAUCAAAGCUAUUUAUUGUAUUUAUAGCAUUCUACAGUAUAUUCUGAUGUGGUUUAUUCAUCUGUCAUUAAUAUUUAAGGUGAUCUUAUUCACUUGAAGAGAUGAAGUAGCAAUUGUAUGUGGGAACAGGCCUUUUUUUAAUUUUGCCUUUGAAAUUAAUAGAUUUUAUAUGUAAAUCAAGGUGCUUCCAUUUGGUCACCUGCUGUUUUUAUGAUUUUAUUUUUUACAAGCUCUUGAAGUCAUGUCCAAAUCCAGGGCCGUAACCACAAUAAACAUUGAGGGGGACAAGUUCCCCCCAAUAAUCUGAUAUGGCCAUUCUGAAGUACCAUUUUAGAAAAUUCACUUGAUAUUGUCUUAAAUAUUAUCUAUAAAACAAAGUAGAGCAGUUUCACACUCAGAUUAAAACUAGAACAUGGUAAGACCAGUGAAUUUAAUUUUUUGGUUGUGGCAAGGACAGUGUCAUAUAUUUUUAAUUCAAUUAAAAUAUUAGGUAUUUAUUUAAAGAUGUCUUAACAUAAUUCUGAAUUGUGUACAGCAUCUCCUAAGAGUCUUCUUUUAAAAUAACUUUUAUGGUAUGUUAAUAUAUUUUUUUUCUUUGGACCUUGACAGUAGUGAUCAAUAUGAACUUAUUUUAUAUGGAAAAGAGCAGCAUUAGGAUUCUUGAAGAAAAUAUUGUGUUAAGAUUCUACUGGGGAAAAAAGCACAAGGGACAACUUUUUGUAAAAAUUGUGUAUUUUAUUUUUGCUAGCCAGUUGACAGUCAUGUCCUUUUAAAGAUACAUCAGUGAUGAAAAGAAAUUCAAAUUAUAUUCAUCUUGUCUUUGAUACAGCACAAAAGAUGUCUAAAACAGGCAAAUUGCUAGCAAUCCAGGCACAGUGGUAGUCUGGUAAAAAUAAAAAAAAUCUUUUAAAACCAAAAAUUACAAAUUUUUGGGCCUUUAUGGCACUUAAAGCCUUUAUUCUGAAAAGUAUUGGAUUCAGAGCCUUUACAAUUUUAAAGGACCAAAGGGGACAACUAUAUUUGUGACCUCAACACCCACCCCCCCCAAUUUACAAGACAUGGUUACGGCCUUAAGCAAAUCAGAGGUUUUAGUGGGGAAUAUUUUGCUGCUAUGACCAUUUUACCAUAUUAUUGCCUUCCACAUUCUAGUUAAGAGAAACCCAAAUGUAUAAAAUGCACACAAAUCUUGAAAACCAUGGACUGUAUAUUUAUGAAUUUGUUUAUCUUUGAUGUAUGCUGAAUGUGUCAUUGUUCAAGAGAUGCAGAGUUUUGUAAAGCUAGAUUUUAUAUAGAAGUGUUAUUUCCAUGCAUUAUUUUGUUAUCAGUCCCACAUUCACAUCUGUUCACAAGUUACUGUAUGGUGAAGUUUAACGCACUUUCAGUACAACCCUUUACAAAUGUACUGGUCAGGUAAUUUAAACCAAGGUUUGCCAGAGAAAGUGCUCAUCACUAAAGGAAAGAAAUUUGGAAAUUGUUUACAUUAGUAUUAUUGGCAUUUUACAGAAAUUUGCAUCUCAAUCUUUGAGCUGCUUUGUGGGUGGUGUUGAUGAGCUGUAUUUUUCAGUAAUGCAUGAUCGGUGGGUUAAAUUAGGAAAAUAAAAUAUAUAUUUCCUUCACAAAAAGUGGUUUAUUUUCAAUGCAAGUAGUUCUUUACU